UCAAACCAAACCCGCUGCUGGAAUCCUGGCCUGUGCGGCCAUACUGCGCGCGUCUGCGGAGCUCGGGUGUGGAGCCCUUCCCUCCCUCGCAGAGAGGGGGCGGCCCAGGGUCUGGACGUGGACGUGAGCACUGCGAGUGACUUGGGGGGCGCCGGUUCCCUUUCUCGCCCCCCCCAGCAGCAGACCCUCCCCAGCCCCUUCCCCCUCCGCGGCCGGUGGAGCUGUGGCGAGUCAGCAAAUCCCUGGGUUUAUGAUGAUAAAGACUAUCGGAGAAUCCGAUUUGUAGGUCGACAGAAAGAGGUGAAUGAAAACUUUGCCAUUGAUUUGAUAGCUGAGCAGCCCGUGAGUGGAGCCGACAGCCGUGUGGUCGCGUGUGACGGUGGCGGCGGGGCUCUUGGCCACCCGAAAGUGUACAUAAACCUGGACAAAGAAACAAACACCGGGACGUGCGGCUACUGUGGACUGCAGUUCCGACAGCAGCGGCAGCACUAGGGCUGCGGGGCGGCGUGUCCGGGAGAACGCGGCUCGGCGGGAGCCGGGCGCUGUGCGCGCGAAUAAAGGGCGUGCUGACCCAGG
Suricata suricatta (meerkat) is the source of this 576-nucleotide messenger RNA. RefSeq names its product NADH:ubiquinone oxidoreductase subunit S6 (gene NDUFS6). The transcript is spliced from 4 exons. Gene Ontology annotation, biological process: mitochondrial electron transport, NADH to ubiquinone. The annotation marks the transcript as partial. The record is from RefSeq and is a predicted model, not a curated record. NCBI's taxonomy places the organism in Eukaryota, Metazoa, Chordata, Mammalia, Carnivora, Herpestidae.